This is a messenger RNA of Aspergillus glaucus CBS 516.65, 4979 nucleotides long. Its product is annotated as Sec7 domain-containing protein. Gene Ontology annotation, biological process: regulation of ARF protein signal transduction. Gene Ontology annotation, molecular function: guanyl-nucleotide exchange factor activity. The record is from RefSeq and is a predicted model, not a curated record. The transcript has 5 exons. Lineage: Eukaryota; Fungi; Ascomycota; Eurotiomycetes; Eurotiales; Aspergillaceae. Bases 48 to 4757 code for a protein of 1569 amino acids.
CUCUCUUUUAAUUCUCAUAAUCUACACUCCUUAAUUGUGCUACCGCCAUGGCAGCACAUCCGCUCCCCAUUGCGGUCGAUCCAGUGGCCCUUGUGACAACAGAAUGUAUCACCGUCACUUCUGCUAUGCGCAAACAUGCCCGCUGGGCUCACUCCUCCGUCUCCGCUAUCCUAGGCGGGUCGUCCGCCGUCUCCAGAGUCUACGACCGUGAUGCCCAACAAAACACCUCGUCCCCUCCGAGUCCUCGAAGCGGUGCGCCAUCGACCCCCAGGUUGAGGGCGGCCCUGGACGAAGACCAUGCCUUGGCCAAUCGAUGGGGUCUGCGGGGGAAGAAAGGAAAGAGCAUGCAGGACAAUCCCUUAAUAUCAGCCUUUACUCGUCUGCGCAGUGAUCUUAAAGGAUGCAGAGAUAUUCGCACCUUCGAUACCCCGGCGUUGCUGCAUCCAUUCUUGCAGGUCAUCCGUUCCUCCUCGACCUCCGCCCCCAUUACCUCGCUUGCGCUGGUCGCUAUCACUAAAUUCUUCUCCUACGAUAUCGUUAAUCGGAACUCCCCCCGAAUUUCAAUGGCCAUGCAGCUUUUGUCCGCCGCCACGACCCAUUGUCGAUUUGAAGCCAGCGACUCCUCCGCCGACGAGAUCGUGUUGUUGCGCAUUUUGAACUUAAUGGAGGGCAUACUGUCACGGCCCGAGGGUGAGCUACUGGGGGAUGAGAGUGUCUGCGAGAUGAUGGAAACCGGCCUGAGCAUGUGCUGUCAGGUCCGUCUGUCCGAAGUCUUGCGGCGGUCAGCGGAGAUGGCCAUGGUCAACAUGUGCCAGGUUAUAUUCAUGCGUCUCUCUCAACUGGAAGUGCCCUCACCGUCAGACCCGAAUGAUCCCUCACGGCAGGAAUCCACGGGGGAGGGCAAAACGCCCAAUUUCAGAAUGGACCCCUCUGUAAAUGGAGACACGGUCACCUCGCAACAUCCAUCCGCCAUGGGGUCCGAUACAGCUACCCCGGAGCGCGAACGCAUCAGUGGGGAUGAAGGGAUCCCGGACCAGGCUGCUAACGGAAGUGCUGUCGCUGCCCCGCCGAACCCACAUGAUAGCGAGCAAGACGAAGUCACACCUUAUUCGCUGCCAUCAAUUAAGGAACUGUUUCGUGUUCUGAUCGACCUCUUAGACCCCCACAACCGACAGCAUACGGAUCCAAUGCGGGUGAUGGCGUUGAGAAUCAUCGAUGUCGCCCUCGAGGUGGCUGGUCCAUCUAUCGCCAAACAUCCCAGUCUGGCCGCAUUGGCCAAAGAUGACCUUUGUCGACACCUCUUCCAGCUAGUUCGCUCAGAAAAUAUGGCCAUUCUCACCGAGUCGUUGAGGAUCGCUGGUACUCUGCUGUUGACCUGUCGUCCGGUGCUUAAGCUUCAGCAAGAAUUGUACCUUUCGUAUCUAGUAGCCUGUCUUCAUCCUCGGGUCGACAUUCCCAGAGAACCAGGUAUCGAUCCAGCGCUCUAUGAUGGCAUUCCCCAAGCUCCUAAAUUAGUCAAACCUGCGCCUUCUCAGACCAGCAGUGGACGAUCUACGCCGGUUCCUGUAAAGGACCGUCAGAAACUCGGACUUGAGGGAGGCUCACGCAGACCGGAGACUCGCGAAGCAAUGGUGGAGAGCAUUGGCGUCUUGGCUCGCAUCCCAACCUUUAUGCCGGAGUUGUUCGUCAACUAUGAUUGUGACCCGGACCGAGCGGAUUUGUGCGAAGAUAUGAUCGGCCUUCUCUCCCGAAAUGCGUUUCCGGACUCGGCAACUUGGAGCACAACCAAUGUUCCGCCUCUCUGCUUGGAUGCGCUUCUUAGUUACGUGCAGUUCAUUCAUGACCGAUUAGAUGACGAGUCGGAACUUGAGGACUUCCCGUCUCUAGAUAGACUACGAAGCCAGCGUCGAAGAAAGAAGAUCAUCGUCCAAGGCACGCAGAAAUUCAACGAAGACCCCAAGGCCGGAAUUGCCCACCUCACUGCACAAGGAAUCAUCGAGAAUCCCGAUGACCCCACGCAGGUCGCGAGAUUUUUGAAGGGAACAAGCAGGGUGUCGAAGAAGAUCCUGGGAGAAUACAUAUCGAAGCGAUCCAAUGAAGCUCUCCUGGAUGCGUUCGUUGACCUCUUUGAUUUCGCGGGCAAGAAUGUUGUUGAGGCUCUGCGCGACCUUCUGGGCGCUUUCCGUCUGCCUGGCGAGUCUCCGUUGAUUGAACGGAUUGUAACCACCUUCUCCGAUAAAUACGUGCAGAAAGCCCAGCCCGAGGGCGUUGCUGACAAGGAUUCUCUGUUCGUGCUGACCUAUGGUAUUAUCAUGCUGAACACUGAGCUGUACAACCCGAACAUCAAGUCGCAAAAUCGCAUGUCUUGCGAAAGCUUCUCCCGAAACUUGCGCGGAGUAAACGCAGGAGGCGACUUUGCACCAGAAUUUCUCCAGGAGAUCUAUAACUCCAUCAAACAUAACGAGAUUAUCUUGCCCGAUGAGCACGAAAACCAGCAUGCGUUUGACUAUGCUUGGAAGGAGCUAUUGCUCAAGUCCUCGGCGGCGGAAGACUUGGUGGUUGGCGAAACCAACCUCUACGAUGCGGAAAUGUUCGAGGCCACCUGGAGGCCGGUUGUUGCAACUCUUUCAUAUGUUUUCAUGUCCGCUUCGGAUGAUGCAGUCUACUCCAGAGUCGUCAUGGGGUUCGACCAAUGUGCGCAAAUCGCGGCCAGAUAUGGUUUGACUGAGGCAUUUGAUCGGAUCAUUUUCUGCUUGGCUUCCAUUAGCACGCUCUCCACGGAAAAUCCUCCCAGUACGGCCUUGAACACCGAGGUACAAGCCGGAAAGAAGAGCGUUAUGGUCAGCGAGCUGGCAGUCAAGCUUGGGAGGGAUUUCAGAGCACAGCUGGCUGCUGUGGUUCUCUUCCGUGUUCUACGCGGCAAUGAAUCCGUGCCCCGAAACAGCUGGAAAUAUGUUGUUCGAAUCCUCAGUAACCUAUUCAUCAAUUCCCUCAUUCCACCCUUUGAUAAUGCUGAACUCAACAUUUCUCAAAUUCCUCUGCAACCCCCUUCACAGGUCGUGGACCGUGUCAACCGUGCAAAUGAUACCGGCCUGUUAUCAGCUUUCACGUCUUAUCUCUCGAGCUACGCAGCCGACGACCCUCCUGAACCAUCAGACGAAGAACUCGACAACACGCUGUGUACAGUGGACUGUGUGACCGCGUGUGCUAUCGACGAUGUUGUGGCCAACAUCAGGUCUCUCCCCGUGCCGGCUGUCGCGUCAUUAGUGGAAUCUCUGAUCGCUCUCUUGCCUGAAGAAUCUACCCCGGCAGUCAUUGUCGUGAAGCACGAACGACCUGCAUCGCGGAUGGCAAACGGCAAAGUCGACCCUAACCAACCCGGUUACGAUCCCGCAAUGAUUUACCUUCUGGAGUGGGCAACCAUACUCACGCUUCGCGAUGAGGAAACGAUGGGAACGGCUGGGGAGUCGCUGGCGACUUCCUUGCAGGCGUUCAUUCGAGAUGCCAGGAACAUCCACCCACUUGCAUUGUCGCGAAUCAUCACCUAUCUGCUAAACCUGUUGCGCCUUGGUCAUGAACAACCGUUCAUGCGAGUACCCGUCAUUCUUCACGGAAUCUCCAGUUUCGAUCAGGAUAUCCUUGAGAGUGUCGCGAUUCCGAUCGUGAAUGCUCUUUCGCAAUGCGUCACUGAUCCAGGCCUCUUGAGAAACCAGAUCACUGUUUCUCCUGACUUCUGGUCGAUUUUGCAGCGGCUGCAUCAGCACGCAGAGGCUGCGCCAUUGGUUUAUGAGCUUCUUCAGACCAUCGUUGACUCCACGCCUCCGAUUGUCAGUGCAGAUAACUAUGAGUCCGCCGUUGGUCUCGCGAAUGAAUUCAUCUCUGCUGGUAGCGUUGGUGCAUUCGAAGAGAGGCAGAGAGACGCACUUUCUCGACGGACCAAGGGUGUUAAGCAGCCGAAGCAAAGUGAAAACCAGGUUGUUGCUCGCGGUGUCAAGGCCAUUGGUUUGAUUUAUCACCUAACCAGGCGUGCUCCCGCACUUAUCUCCCAGUCACACCUGGAAAAGACUGAGGCUUGGUCUGCGUACUGGACUCCCAUUUUCCAAACCUUGACCUCCCAGUGCAUCAACCCUUGCAGGGACAUCCGACACCACGCCAUAUCCACACUCCAGCGCGCGCUUCUGUCCGUCGAGUUGAUUUCCGGUGACGAUAAGGACUGGACUUCUAUCUUCGACCAGGUCCUCUUCCCGCUUGUCCUACGAUUGCUGAAGCCCGAGACCUACCAUUCGGACCCGCGUGGAAUGAGCGAGACUCGUGUACAAGCAGCAACUUUGAUCUGCAAGAUCUUCCUCCGCUAUCUCGAUCAGCUCCCGAACCAGGAUGCCAUGUUGGAUCUAUGGUUGAAGAUCUUGGAUAUCCUUGACCGAAUGAUGAACAGCGGCCAAGGUGAUAGUCUGGAGGAAGCCAUCCCCGAAAGUCUCAAGAACAUCCUCCUGGUCAUGGCAGAUGGAGGCCACUUGGUCCCGCCAUCCCAAGACGCCAGCAAGGAGCAGAUCUGGGUUGAGACUAAGAAGCGCUUGGAGCGAUUCCUCCCCGCUCUCUUCGCGGAGAUUUUCCCUGAUGCUAACCAGGAAAAGUCUGCGCCUGUUUCUGGGGUUUCAUCACCUGUUCCUCCAUCGUCGUCGGCCGGUGAGAAGGCUAAUGACGAAGAUACUGGCGCUGCUGAAGCUGGUGCUGGUGGUGAUGAAAAGAGCGAUUAGACUCCCACAUUAUUUCUUGCUUUUCUUAUUUUCUCCCUUUUUAUACCUUCUACAUUAUCAUUCACGUACGGGUAAUGGUCUGUUUCGGUUAAUAUGUUGGCACUCGGCUCUUUGACAUUAGCGUGGGUGGUUUCUGAGAUGCAUACGUGUAAAUAUAUAAUCUCAUCAAUUGAACAAGAAUGGGACGUACAGCAAGACCUCAAGGAACCAGGUAUUUCUGAG